AAAGGUACAUUGAUCUGACCCAGUUGAAGAACCAUUUCUUCACAUGAUGGAAUCCUGGCAUGACCACAAUGCCCAUCACUCCAGAGAAUGCGAUGCUUUUUCUUCCCAUCCUUUAUCGAUGGUUGCAGAGCCAUCUGAGACAGGAAGCUGAGGAACAUGAACACAGCCUUUGUCAUUCAGCCAUUAAGAAGCUGAGAGAGUACAUCCAGUUGAAUUUCCCAGUGGAAGAGGACAAGCUACACUACAUGGCCACUAGUCCUGUGGACAUGGAAAUCUGUACAGUUUACUUAACCAAGGAUCCAGGAAAGACGGAGCCUUUAGGCCUAAGUUUUGGCAAUAUCCCUGCUUUGGGGGAUUAUGGUGAAAAGCGAAGAAUGGGGAGAAGAAAGAAAGGACAUAAAGGUCCAGUGCUUGAUGUUGGAAGCAUUUGGGUCACUGAUUUAAAGAAAAACAGCCCAGCAGGGAAAUGUGGAAAAGUACGCUUGCGGGAUGAGAUCCUUUCACUGAAUGGCCAACUAAUGGUUGGAGUGGAUAUUGGUGGUGCAAGCUACCUGGCUGAUCAGUGCUGGAAUGGCGGCUUCAUCUACUUGAUCAUGUUGCGCCGGAUCAAGCGCAAGGCCCCACUUCCUCCGUCAAAUGGCAACAAUAGCAAGAGCACCGAACCCAGAGCCAGACCUACCUCUGAGCCCAGUGGGAAAACCACUCAAAAUGGCAAAAGGACGAGAAAAUUUGGGGUCAUUACCAGGACUGUCCCUGGUGGUAAGGGCAGCAAGAACACCUCCAGAACAGAUCAUGAGAAUGGACAUUGCACUCUUCUGGAAAUGGAUGGGUUGCACCCAGAGGCAUCCAAAACAGAGAAUCGAACAGAAGACCAGCUUCUGACCACAGACUAUCCUAUUCCAGGAGAGCAGUACCGUUCCCGCCUUUCAUAUGGAGGGAUUCUGGACCUAAACUCCAGUGAAGUAUCCUUACAGAGAGAAGGCUGUCGGAUAUGGAAGAUGACCAUGGUGAAGGGAACAGACGGGCUGGGAAUCCAGAUCACUGGAGGCCGUGGAUCGAAGCGUUCUCCUCAUGCCAUCAUAAUCGCCCGGGUGGAAGAAGGUGGAUCAGCUCACAGAGAUGGCAGGUUGAAGGUAGGCGAUGAGCUUCUAAUGAUCAAUGGCCAGUCCUUGGUUGGUCUGUCCCAUCAAGAUGCUGUUGCUUUACUGCGAUCAGCUGAAGGCCUUGUGUACCUGGUAGUGGCAAGCAGGGAAGGAGCAGAAGAAGAUGUUCUUCAUUAUCCAUCUACAAGUUUGCCAGACUUAAUUAGCACUUGUUCUGCUCAGGAUACAGCCCCCUGGAUUGACAAUAAGGAGAACGAAGCACCGGAAGAGGAGGCUGUCAAAGGAAAGACCCCAGAGUCAGGAGUCCUGGAGCCUCUGACACAUACAACUGAUACAGACAGGUCCUCAGAUCCUACAGGUGAGGAGAUCUCCAAAGAGAACUGUCAGAGCCCAACUCUUGGAGGUGGCAUUCUGAAGUACAGGAGCCGAUCUCAAGGGGCAGCAACUCGUUUAGAAUCUGUGGGAGAAGAUGAUGAGUUGACAGUAGAAAAUGGAGAUGUGAAUUAUGAAAUACCAAUGAAAUAUUCCCGGGGAGGCAGAAAACAUUCCUUACCACAGCAUUUGGACACAGGAACCAGACAGGAAUAUCACAUUGUUAAGAAAUCCACUCGUUCACUGAGUGCAGCUCAGGUUGAAUACCCCUGGCGACUUACACAGCCAUCUAUUAUUUCCAACAUUGUUCUGAUGAAGGGGCAGGGCAAGGGUCUUGGAUUCAGCAUUGUGGGGGGACAAGAUUCUGCCCGGGGUCGUAUGGGCAUUUUUGUAAAGACAAUAUUUCCAAAUGGGGCUGCGGCUGCCGAUGGCAGGUUGAAAGAAGGAGACGAACUUCUAGAAGUUAAUGGAGAAUCAUUACAAGGGUUGACCCAUCAGGAGGCUAUUCAAACAUUCAAGCAACUCAAGAAAGGUGUGGUGACUCUCACAGUACGAACCAGACUUCGCAGUCCAAGCCUUACACCAUGCCCGACUCCCACAUUACUGAGCCGAUCCAGUUCCCCAAGCUCCAAUGCCAGUGGAGGAGCUUCACUCCCCAACAGUGAAGAUGGAGAUAUUUCCUCCUCUAGUCGUAAAGGACCUGGGCCAAAAGACAGAAUCGUCAUGGAAGUGACUCUAAAUAAAGAACCUGGGGUUGGCCUGGGCAUUGGUGCUUGCUGCCUCACCUUGGAGAACAGCCUUCCAGGUAUAUAUAUUCACAGCUUGGCUCCAGGAUCCGUUGCUAAGAUGGAUGGAAGGUUAAGCCGUGGUGAUCAGAUCCUGGAAGCAGAUUCAGUCAGCUUGCGUCAUGCAGCGCUGAGUGAAGCUUAUGCCAUCUUGAGUGAAUGUGGUCCAGGCCCGGUUAGCCUUAUUGUUAGCCGUCAUCCUAACCCUAAGGUUUCUGAACAGGAGAUGGAUGAAGCCAUUACACGAACCACCCACAGAGAAAACAGGGAUGUCUCUUCUCCUCAAGCCUCAGCUACCAAAGAAUCCAGUCUGUGCAGUUCACCAGGUCCCCUCAGCAAGCCAAGGGAGACAGUUGCUCGGCACGUUAGUUUCAGUGACAGCCCCAAAGGGGCCCAGGCUGCCUUCCAGAGGCAGAGAAGGAUUGCUUUUUAUGAUGGAGAUGCAAGUGAUGAGGAUGACUUUGCCAAACAAGAUGGAGUUUGCUUCCAAAGAGGACCGAGGUCCAAAGGUCAAAGGAAGGGAGACGACGACUGUGAUGUUUCCAUUGCAGCUCCUUCAGUGCAAAAUGGAGAUACCAGCCAGGAGAGAGAAUCUGCAACAAAUACCUACAGUGACUCAGCCGCCAGCAGCUUUAGGAAUCUGGCAGAGGGCACUGGGGAGCAUACGCCAGACACCCCUUUAGUUCCAGCUAAAGCAUUUGAUUAUUCAAAUGCUCCAGAGCAUCAUCCAGGCUACUUGAAUGUGAAGGACUUUCGAGAGGAACAGCUAGAAUCUAAGAGGUCCCCUAAACUGGAACAUAAAGCAGUCACUCGAGUGAAAAGCCUGAUGAGUAUUGAGUACCACGGAGUCCCAAGGCUCAAGAAUGAGGAGCAUGGUGCCUGCAGCAGAGCCAGUGGGAAGGUUCUUCCACCCAUCCAGAAGAGUGAAGCUCAGGAGAGUCCACUGGAGCAGAGCCGUGUGGAAUCAAUUACUUUAUCUCGGAAUGAAAAGGAGUCAUUUGGCCUGGAUCUUGAAAUUCAUGCCAGCCCUUUGCACAUCAUGGUAACAGGCUUGCAACCAGAGGCAGUUGAGGCAGUUCAGAAAGAUCCAAGCAAUGUCGUUAUGACUGAAGAAGAAAAUAGCUUUGCAUAUGAGAAAGAAUUUUUGCACCAGGAUCCUCUGGAUUAUAUGGCAGAAAAGACAGGAUUGCUAUCUGAUGCUAAUACUAAGGAGAUUCCGGCAGAUCCCUCAGAAAUUCACUCUGUUCUGGAUGGUGCUGUGGUGCCAUUAGAAGAGACUGUUCACUUCCCUAGCAAGAGGAGUUCCCCACAAGAAAAAGGUGGUAACUCUUUAUUAAUCAAGGACAGACAAACCAAGGAAAAUACUUUUGUGAUGGCAGAAGAAGCUCAGCCUAAUUCUAUAGCAAAUAUAAUUAAAAAUGACCUUGCAGAAAGAGCUGCACAUUCAGUAACUAAUACACAAGAAACCUUGGGUUUUUCUGUCCUGGAUUCCAUUAAUGCAAGCAAAAUUUUAACUGUAAAGCAAAGUCGUUUGAGUAACUAUUCCAGGAAUUUUAGCAGCUUUAGUGAUGACCAUUUGCCUGAAAUUGAAACUAAAAGCAACACUAUUCCAGUAUCUAUGUAUGCUGCUGCAGAGGAUUCCAGUUCGGACACAGAAUCCAUAGCCGAGACUCCUGGACUUUCAGACAGUCCAUCACUUUUAUUAUCUGGUUGUGACAAUCCCUUGGAAACCCACAACAUAGUUGAAUCAGAUGAGGAGCAAAUAGAAAUUUGCAGUCUGAAUUAUGACCAACAUUGUCUUCAAAACCAGCUGGUCACAUCUCCCAUAAAAUCACCUCAUCAUUCACCAACUUACCAUUCUUUGAACAACUGUUUGCAGGCAGAAAGCAAAACAGAAAUAGAUUCACUGGAAACAUCCAGUGGAAAUUUUUCAUCAGAAGAAUCACACUUAUCGAAAAACUCCAGUGCAGAGCAUAUGGUUCCAUCAACAACUUUUCAAUCUUCUCCAGAUGUUUCUUCACAACGGGAAGACAGUUUGGAUCAAGACAAGCCAGUCUGCUCUUCCACUGAGAAUGGUUCUUCAAGGAGUGGAGAAGGGAAGAGCCUGGAAAACCAAGAAAAUCUAAUGGAAACAUGUAAAGUGUCUAGACAUCAUGCCCCAGAAAUACAGUCCCGUCUGACAGAAAAUAUCAGUAGCUGGGAUGGCAAUGAGCUAGGCCAAGAUGAACAGAAAAAAACCCAACAGUUGCAAGUGGAAAACGAUUUAGUAAUGGAUUAUGGAAGUCAUGUGAUUGAUAGACAUUCUGCUUUGACAGGGAAGGUAAUCAGUGAUUCAUCCCAGUUAAGUAAAACAGACAGCUAUGCUAUGAAGUGUACAAUACAAAAAAUAGUAAACAGUCCCAAAUCUCCCCUUUUGACCAAACCAAAACAUUUGGGCAAGGUCUCUUGUGCUCAAAAUUUACCAGGAAAAAAUGAAAAAGCAAACACUGUUCUUAUUGCAAAACCCUCAAAUACAAAAACUCUGAAUUCUGGUCAAUGCAAGGGCCUUAGUAUUCCAUACAGUCCCUCUUCUUCCCCCAAAUUACAUCAUGAAACUAAAGGCACUCCACAAAAGAGUAUUGUAGAAACGCUUUCAAAUAAUCAACAACACAAAGCAGGGCCUAAAUUAAAGGGUCUUAGUAUUAAAAGUAAAUCCAAGGCUCAUUCUGAUGUUCUUAGCACUGCUCCUGCAAAAGCUGAGGGCACCGAUCAAGAAAAGAUAGCCUUCCCUGCCCAGUUUUCACCCAGGGUCCUCUCAAAGAAAGGUUCCUCACUCCAUAACUUAGCCACACACCUGGAACCACCCAGCAGGAGCCUCUCUGUGGGUUCUAAGAUAUUUCAGCAGCAGGAGGAAGAUCCAUCCUCUUUACUGGGGCCUCAGACAUCCACUUUGCCUGUGUUGAAUGGUGACAGCAGCAUUGUGAAAAAUAAAGAUAAAUCCAUGGUCAGAUCAAAAUUUGGCAGUGUUGGAAUAGCAGGGUCUCCUAAAGUAGAAAAAGAAGCACCGGACACCAAGUGGGAGGUUAUGAACAGUGAAAAAAGGAGGCGGGCUGGCACGGAUAAUUAUCCAGCAAGAGACAGCCCUUCUCAGUCAAAUAUACCUUCUGAAGUCCCACCCAAGACUUGCUGUCUGAAUGACAGAACCGAAAACUGUGGGAUGAGUAUGAGUUUGAAUCACGUUGAAUUGGAAAUGAAGCCAUUAAAAUCUGACAAUGCAGGGCUUUUUAAAAAAGAGUUGUCUUGCCUUAUUUAUCCCCCUGCUCAGGAAGAGCAGCCUGGUCAGGAAAUUCAGCGCACUUUCAUUGAAGUAAGGCUAUCUUCCUCCUCCUCCUCUUCCUCCUCAUUAAUUCCUGACUUGUCCCUGGAGAGGAAGGAAUGUGACAAUAAGAUCAAUCAACUAAAAAGCAAGGCACUGGAUUGUCGGCAGAGUGCUUCUGAGAAAGAAGAAGUCCUCCGUACAUUAAAACCUGUGACAAGGACCUAUUCAAUGCCAGCACAAUUAUCCAAUCAUUUAAGGGAAGAGAGCAGUGUUAGGGAUCAACCAGCACAUCAUGUCCAGGAUAUCCUAGGUAAUGUUUCAAGUGCAAACCCUUCUCAUUCAGAGUUAGGCAUGUUGAAGAUUGUCCACCUCAGUCUGCUGAACAGCCAGAGCAAUCAGGAUGCAAAAGCAAUGUCUGCAAGCAUCCUGAAAUCAAACAGCCCAGCAUUGCCUUUAUCCAAUGACAAUGGCAGUCGCGCUGCAGAAAAACUAAAAACGUGCAGAAGGAAUUACUACUACUAUGAACUCAAUUGGCCACAUGAUCCCAUUUCUUCUUUUUCUGUAAAGCAGAGAAUAAAAUCAUUUGAGAACCUGGCUAAUUUUGAUAGACCUAUGGUCAAAGCCAUAGACCUCCAUUCCACCUCUCUGAGCUCGAAACUGCCCAUUGGCCGAAGAUUGUCCGGCGGCAUUUCUGCAGUUUCAGCUACCAGUGUAAACGAUGCGGUCCAGGCACUGAGACGGAGCCUGAGUUCAUACUGCGGAAGUGAAGUCCCAUCAUCCCCAAGGGUGACCAGAUCUUCAACCAGCUCAACAUUAACAAACGUGCAACAGAAUUUCCCCAAGAAUAGCAAAGAUGAUGCUCACUUGGAGAAGAGUGAAAGACGUGCUCUGGAAGAACCAGUUAGUUUACCACCAUCUACCACCAAUGUCCGAAGAAGCAGAGCCUCAGGUGGGCAUAUUAGACACAUGCCCUUAUCUCGUUCCAAACUCCGGGAGCUGAGAGCUCUCAGCAUGCCAGAUCUUGAUAAGCUCUGCAGCGAGGACUUCUCUAUGGAGUCUCAACCUUCCCAUAUCAAAACUGAGCUGGAUGUUCCACCUGCUAUGAAAUGCCUUGAUGCUCCCAUUGAAAAUGUUUCCAGGCUGAAUGAAUGCUCAGGACUAUCCAGUCUUGGGAUGACAAGCAGGCAACAUUCAAAAGAAACCAGUCCUUGGAACAGUGGCUCUGGAACUCCUGGAUCAACAUCUGAUGAGGAAGGACUACAGUAUGAUGGCAGUCUGAAUAAGAUGAACUCAGGAAAAAGCUGGUCAAUCAGCUUGGAUGAGCUCUUGGUUUCCACCCUGGAUCAGCAGAAAUUGCAGUCUGUUUUGUCUUCGGUGACAACAAAAAGCGAUGUUUCUUCUUUACUUCAGGAAAUCAAAGCACAAGCAGAGAGCAAAGAAGAUGUUUACUUUGUAGUCUUGAAUAAAGAGGAAGGUUCUGGCCUGGGAUUUAGCGUCGCUGGAGGAAUAGACCUGGAACAAAAAUCAAUCAUCGUCCAUCGGGUGUUUUCAAAAGGGGUGGCCUCCCAGGAGGGGAAAAUUCACCGUGGUGACCUCAUUCUUUCAAUCAAUGGCACUUGUUUGGCGGGUUCUGUCCAUGGGGAUGUACUCAACGCACUCCACCAGGCCAGGCUUCAUAGAUAUGCCAUCGUAGUCAUCAAGAAGGAGAGAAGCAGCGAAAAGAUGCCUCCUUCCAGCUCUGAAAUGCCUACUCCUGAUAGGCCAACCUUGUUUUCUGAAAAUUUUCUCCCCAAAGGUCCAAGUGGAGAGUUGAAUGGUGCCAUUUCUGUUGAACUUUUGAAGACUUCUGCUGGCUUGGGUUUCAGCCUGGAUGGAGGAAAAGCUUCAGUAUCUGGAGACAGACCUUUGUUUAUCAAAAGAAUUUUUAAAGGUGGUGCUGCUGAACAAGCUGGAAAACUGGAAGCUGGUGAUGAAAUUCUUGCCAUUGGAGGAAAAUCCCUGCUUGGGCUGAUGCACUACGAUGCAUGGAACAUCAUCAAGUCUGUCCCAGAGGGGCCCAUCCACUUGCUGAUCAGGAAGCAUCAGCCACCAGAAUGACGGAUCCAAACCAGUUUCACUUACCUUUUGAGCACAACCUUACCAGUUUUGUUUGCCAGCACCAUUCCAUACAUUGCAGGAGCUGGAAUGGUGGCUUCUGGGAUGUUAUUCUACUCGGUCAGAAUUGUUUAAUCAGUCGAGAAGCAUCAAGAUACCUACGCAGGACUGGUGUCAAGCAUCGUCAUGGUCAGGCAGCUGCCUAGCGCCCAGACCUCAUUAGAGGGCAUAUGGGCAUAGUUUGGUUCCCUUAAUUGCAGCCAACUUGUUCACUGAGAAGAGAGCAGCAGCAGCAGCUAAUAAAAACUGAGAUAUCUUCAAGAGAUCCCCUAAAUCCUGGAGCUGACCUAAGCGAGGAACCAAUUCAGUGUGUUCUUUUCUUGCAAAUGGCAUCCUUCUUCCUACCCCUAGGUGCCAUAAUUUCCCCACAGAUUUCUAUCCAUCCAAAUCUCAUUUCUCCCUUCUUGCUGAUUUCUCAGUCAAUCUUUAUCACAGAAAUGCUGUGUGUUUAUGCUCUGCUGUCUCUUUUCAAUGCAUCCAGGGGCUGGGGGAACGUAGGAUAUGAAAAGACUGUGAAGGAGCGGGUGCAAAGUGCACCUGCCAUGUAGUCUGAGCAGCUGAUACCAAACUCACAGAUCCAGAGCAAUAGGGAAAAAAAUCCCUGCAUUUUAUAAAUUAAUGAAUGACUGUCUGUGUGCUUUGCUUUUUAAUGCCAAAGAUGGCACAAUAAAGUGUUUUGCAUUGGUUGUAUGGAGAACUCAGUAGCAUAGAGGGGAAAAAAGAAGACUACAACUGGUUUUCUUCUUAGUAUAAUCCAAGGAGUUUCAGUAUCUUCCUUUCCAUCACAUGGAAUAGUUGUUCCCAACAUUUUUAGCUCUCUGAAUGUGAAACUCCCAGAUUAAGCUCUGGGCAUCUCUAGUUCAAUGGUCUUGGAUGUCAGAACCUGCAGAACUGGAAAAGGAUUCUGCCAAAGAUCCAGAAGAGCUGCUGCCAACUAGAACAACCAUUGCUUAGCUUAGAAGGACCAGUGGCCUGAUUUGGUGAAAGACAGCUUCAGAUGUUGAUAUGGAAGUCCCUGGGCCCACAAAGGACACCUCAGGUUUAGCCAUGAACUCAUUCUCAUGGUCCUUACUAAACUCUUAGCGCUCAAAGAGAAGUAUCUGCCGUCACUUUUGUAACUGAUAACUAUUUAUUGGGAAAUGUACUAUGUAUUAGGAAACUUGAGUGUCUUUUAAAAAGUCUGAAUGUUUUGAAUGUGUCUGUCUGAUAUUUUUACACUUUGCAACUCAAACUGGGUGAUGAAAUGUGUCUAAUGUGGAUGACUUCAAGGGCUUUCUAGAUAUACCAUGUAGUUUUGACUUCAGCUGCUUUGUGGGUCCAGCAUGCUUUUAGUUUUUAAAAAUGAGAAUGUCUGGAAAAAUAUAUGUUUUCUAUUGUGGAGAUGAGAAUUUUUUGAGGAGUUGGGGAAUGAAAAUGUUUCAGCUAUCAACAUUAAAUCACCGAACUUGGAUAUGACACCAUAUGCACAUUGGAGAAGUAGAUACAGGGAGAAAAUAUAGUUACAAAUAAUUAGUGUUUCUCCAGGACAGUUUAGUAGGGAUAUAAUGUUCAGAGUUUAUAAUCUAAAAUCACAGUUUGUGGCCUCUAGAAUUUAAAUUUGAAGAAUGUUAGAAGAAUGGAACUUAUAUUGUCUUCCUAAUGUCAAGGGAAGUUUACUUUAUUAAAAUGAGGCAGUAAACCAAGAUCACAUUUUAAAAGAUACAUACUUUUCAUUUGCCUAAAAUUGCAUUCAGUGCUUUUGAGAUGAAAUGGAAGGAGCAGGUGGCAAAGACAGUUUCAGCCAUGAAGAUACAGAUUUCUUUGAGUUGUGCUCAAUUCCUGGUAACUACAUGGAUGUACCCACAUUUUUUUGGCAAUGGUAUGAAGUGAUUUGCCAUUGCCCUCUUCAUUAUUAUGUGUAAUAAAUACAUUACUUCCUAGUAAAACCUACAGCCUUGGUAUUUCCUGUUUACCAUCCAAGUACUAACCAGGUGUGGCCCACUUACCAUUUUUGAGGUCAGCUAAGGUUGGCUAGGUGUCUGUUGCUGCGGAGAGAGUAAAAUUUCCUUUGAGCUCAGCUCAGCUCCUGAUUCCUACUUGGUCACAUCCAUAUCGUUUUCUUGACAAUUGUAUGAAAUGGUUUACCACUGCCUUCUUCAAGGAAGCUUCUUUCUUUUGCCCCUUGGCUUUUCAUUCUAGUCUACAGCCUGGAUUUCCUUGUUGUUCCUCAUCUAAGAGAUAACCAGGUCUGAUCUGCACAGCUUUUUCAAGGACAGCCAGGAGCUGCUACCUGCUGUGGCUUUUGAAACAAGGAGAAAACAAACUACAGGACCAAGCCUGAAAAUGUGGAUUUUCUGGAUUUCAGUUCUACAUGGCCAUAACUCCCAAUAUUCUAUUCUAAAAUGUUGGUUUUAGUAGUUUUUUGUGCAUCUGUGGUAGCAGUUUCUUAAAUAGGCUGUUAAGGAUUUGGUGUGAUUGCGCAUGCUCCCUCAAGAUUGUGGAAAUGUGUAUGUAGUUCACAGUCUCAAAAUGAACAGGAAAUUACUGUCAUGUACACACUUUACCACAGUGUCACAUGCACUAAUUCUGAGUAUUUCACACAUAGUCAAAGCACAUGCCUGAAAAAUCAUUUUACUGGGUAAAUUAUUUUAGGCAGAGAGCUCAUCGUAAGGGAGGCUGGCCUGGUUUUGUUUUGUCACAUUUUUCAAUAAACCAGGAUGAUUGGAAGGGGGCAGCAUGUAUCAGCACAAAGCGGUAUGAUAAUCCUAAAUAAAUGAAUGGGGGAAUUAGUUUUCAAGGAACUGAUAAAGACUGGAAAUUAAUUAAACAUACAUCUUGUUCCUGUUGCCUUAAAUUCCUGUGUCAGUAUCAGGGACAUACCCACAAUUCCAGAUUUUGAAAACCAAAUUAAAUUUAUAUUUAUGAUGAACCCAUCUACAGCAAGCCAUUCCAUCCUUGUUGUGAGUGGAUUUAUUUUAUAUAUUUGUUUGAAUCCAUGUAUCCACAGGGAGGGGUUAAAAAAAAGUCAAGAUGGCAGCUGUAACCAAUUUGAUUCAAGCCCAAUCCUGUGUUUAUGUGCAUCAUGAUACAAAAAGAGGCGGGGCUUUGAUUGUGCAAUCAUGGUCUCCUUCAUGACUUUCUGGAAACCCCCCUGCAGAUGCCCCCAAUCCAUAUGUGCAGUUACAAGAAGUGCUUUCAGAAAAAAUAAAUGCAUCUAAUGGAGAUCUUUGAAUCUGACUAAUUGUUUGCAAUCCACUUUACUGCUGUUAUUGGUAUACAGGUAGUCCUCACUUAACAACCAUUUGUUUAGUGAUGGUUCAGACUUACAACAGUGCUGAAAAAACAGACU
Molecule: messenger RNA, 11040 nt
Organism: Candoia aspera
Lineage: Eukaryota; Metazoa; Chordata; Lepidosauria; Squamata; Candoiidae
Gene: PDZD2
Product: PDZ domain containing 2
Exons: 21
Coding region: 60-7655 (2531 amino acids)
Molecular function (GO): protein binding
Source: RefSeq, a predicted model, not a curated record